Messenger RNA from Prunus avium (sweet cherry), 2012 nucleotides. It is a transcript of the gene PHT4;1, whose product is annotated as phosphate transporter 4;1. Lineage: Eukaryota; Viridiplantae; Streptophyta; Magnoliopsida; Rosales; Rosaceae. Gene Ontology annotation, biological process: transmembrane transport. The record is from RefSeq and is a predicted model, not a curated record. Gene Ontology annotation, molecular function: transmembrane transporter activity.
UCUCUCCGAAAUCUUUCCCAAAGCUUAUAGCAUGUUGAGUUUCGCUGCGAAGAAGCUCUGAACACUGAACGGCAGCGAGUGACUGACUCAGUGAGUCGUUUCAUGCGCUCGUACAAACCAUGAAUGCCAGAGCUCUUCUUUACUCCUUCUCCCCCAAGCCCAACAUCCCGCCCACCGAUACUUCGGCCCCCAAGAGAAGUUUCGGCUCCGAUUCGAGACCCAAAACCCGGUUUCCGUUUCGGGUACAGAUUCAGAACCGGGAACACUACUGGGUUCUUCGGGUUUCGCGCAGGGACUCUGGUGGUGGUAAGAGGAGAGGUGGGAAGGUGUUUGCGGAUGUUAAAUCGGAGGCGUACGAUAUAUCGGAAUCGGUGGAUAAGUUUGAGAAGGGGCUGAGUGAUGUCCCUUCGGGGAAGGAGGAGGAAUUGGAAGAGGAGCCUUUGGCUGUGGCUGAGGCUUCGUGGUUAGAACAGUUCCCGAAACGAUGGGUCAUCGUCGUUUUGUGUUUUUCGGCUUUCCUUCUUUGCAACAUGGACAGAGUAAAUAUGAGCAUUGCCAUACUUCCCAUGUCAGCAGAGUACAAUUGGAACCCAGGAACUGUGGGUUUGAUACAGUCUUCUUUUUUCUGGGGCUACCUCCUCACUCAGAUUGCUGGUGGCAUUUGGGCAGACACAGUAGGUGGGAAGCAGGUCUUGGCAUUUGGAGUCAUUUGGUGGUCCAUUGCUACUAUUCUCACUCCUGUUGCUGCUAAAGUCGGAUUGCCUUUCCUACUUGUUGUUCGUGCUUUCAUGGGGAUUGGUGAGGGUGUUGCUAUGCCUGCAAUGAAUAAUAUUCUGUCAAAAUGGAUUCCUGUAGCAGAGAGAAGUAGAUCUUUGGCUCUGGUUUACAGUGGGAUGUACCUUGGAUCAGUCACUGGCUUGGCCUUUUCACCAUUUCUAAUACAUCAAUUUGGAUGGCCAUCAGUUUUUUACUCCUUUGGUUCUCUUGGCACUGUCUGGUUUGCUGUAUGGAUAAGCAAGGCACACAGUUCACCUCUUGAGGAUCCUGAGCUUCGACCUGCAGAGAAGAAGCUAAUUCUUUCCAGCAGUGUUUCCAAGGAGCCUGUUAAAGAGAUCCCUUGGAAAUUAAUUUUGUCAAAAGCACCUGUUUGGGCCCUGAUAGUGUCUCACUUCUGUCAUAAUUGGGGAACGUUUAUUCUUCUUACAUGGAUGCCUACAUACUAUAACCAAGUGCUGAAGUUCAAUCUUACAGAAUCAGGGCUUUUCUGCGUCCUGCCCUGGCUUACAAUGGCAUUUUCUGCAAACCUUGGAGGGUGGAUUGCAGACACACUUGUGAGCAAGGGUUUCUCCGUGACGACGGUUCGUAAGAUUAUGCAAACAAUUGGGUUUCUUGGACCUGCUUUCUUCCUCACUCAGUUGAGCCAUAUUAAUUCUCCUGCAAUGGCUGUUCUAUGUAUGGCAUGCAGUCAGGGAACUGAUGCAUUCUCACAAUCUGGUCUAUAUUCAAACCAUCAAGAUAUUGCUCCACGAUAUUCUGGUGUCUUGCUUGGUCUGUCCAAUACUGCCGGAGUGCUCGCCGGCGUCUUUGGAACAGCAUCGACUGGCUACAUCUUGCAACAUGGUUCUUGGGAUGACGUAUUCAAGGUCUCAGUAGGCCUUUAUCUGUUUGGAACUGUUGUCUGGAAUCUUUUCUCCACCGGUGAGAAGAUCAUAGAUUAAUCCAUGGAUGACUUGAUCCUUACUAAUCGUCUGGCAGCACUUCAAUCCUGAAAUAAUAUAGAAGAGAGGUACUUUAAAGGAGAGAAGUAGCAGAAUGCCAAGAAAUUCAAUUUGGAAGGAAAGCGGUAUCAUAUUGCUGAGAUUCUUGGACUUGAAGAAUUUUUCAAAGAUUUUGACAUGGGGCUCAAAAGUGGGAGAGUAAAGGCUAUUGCUUUUUGGUUCCCGGCAGAAUUUGAAGUUUGAUAAAUUGGUUGCAUAUUCAUACCAUUUUCAUGAAUGAUGAAUAGUACAUAG